This is a messenger RNA of Paramecium sonneborni, 1136 nucleotides long. The record is from the annotation of a GenBank genome assembly. NCBI's taxonomy places the organism in Eukaryota, Ciliophora, Oligohymenophorea, Peniculida, Parameciidae.
AUGUAUUUAUAGAAUUCCAAUUACAAAAUACUCUCGAAUAUAGGUUCUGGAUCAGGACAUCAAGUCUUUAAAGUCUAACACAAUUAGACCUCUUAAAUUUUAGCCUUAAAAAUGGAAAAAAAUUCUAACCUUGGAUAAUUAGAAGAGGAAAUACAAAAACUAAAAGAGCUUUCCGGAAUAAUUGGUAUUCCUAAAUUGAUUGAUUAUGGAAAAACAAAAGAUUUUAAGUAAAUAUGAUCAUUAUUUUGAAUAGGAGCUAUUUAAUCACUCCGCUUUUAAAAAGAAAUCUCCAAGAGAUAGCAAAAGAAAGUUUGCUAUCUCUACAUAGCACUUUAGCCAUUGGAUUAAGUUUAAUUGAAAUUUUACAACAUGUUCAUAAAAAAGGCAUUUUACAUCUUGAUAUUAAACCAGAAAAUAUAAUGAUAUCAUAACCAUACAUCAAUGUUCCAGUAGAUUAAAUUCUAAGUCCGGGAUUCAUUUAACUAAUUGAUUUUGGCUUAUCUUAAAAGAUAGGUCGAAAACCUUUCUUAAAUAAAGUUUUUGUCGGCUCUUUAAGAUAUGCUAGUAGACAAGCACAUAAAGGAAAUCAACUUGGAUAUAAAGAUGAUUUAGAAAGUCUUCUUUAUGUCUUAGUGUAUUUAAGAAAUUGUAAAUUUUAAUAACUGACUUUUUUAGAGAAGCUGCCCUGGCAAUCUUUAAAAUAAUUAUAAUCUCAAUAAUUGGAAAUUAGAAAAAUAGGGGAAAUGAAAGAAGCCCUUUUUAAUACAACAGUUCUUUCUUAGAAAUUUCCUCCUUAAUUUUAAUAGUUUAAAUUAUACAUCGACUCUUUAACUUAAGUGGCUAUACCAGAUUAUGAGUACAUCAAGAAUCUUUUUAAAUCAAUGCUCUCAAUUAGAGAUCAUUCUUAAUCUAUUAAAUUCACAGGGUCAGCCACAUUAAGCUAAUCUAUAAAGGGGACGAAAUAAAAACCCAAUACUGAGCAGAUACUGAUGCUUUUGGAAAAUUUACCAAACAAUGAUUCAAUUGAUAUACCUGAAGAUUUAAUAGAUACUGAUACUUAGAUUGUUCUUAUUUCAGAAUUAAUCAACUCAUAUAGUACUAACUCUAUUAAAUCUAUAACUGAUAUCAAAUUUUGA